AUGGCCGGAAUAGUUGACGACAAGUCUGAACACUGCCUCCCAUUUCUUUUGGAGCAAUUGAAAUUACACGGACAAAGACAUGCACAUGAUUCCAAUCCUCCGCCCUUCUUCGUCGGACUUAAUGGCGUCCAGGGUGCGGGGAAGACAGUUUUGGUCGCCAUACUGCGCUCUACCCUCUCUUCUCCACCAUAUAAUCUCCCAACGAUAGCGUUCUCCCUUGAUGACAUCUAUCUCAACCAUACAGAUCAACUACGCCUGGCUGCCUCGCAUCCUUCAAACCCCCUCCUCCAACACCGUGGCCAGCCCUCCACGCACGAUAUUCCUCUUGGCAAGCGGAUUUUCAGUUCCCUCCGCCAAGGAUUACCCACCAAAAUACCUGCAUAUGAUAAGUCGGCUUUUAAUGGACAGGGUGAUCGAAUUCCGGAAAGCAGGUGGGAGGUCGUCAACGACGUGUCUGCUGGCCAAAGGCCGGUUAAGGUGGUGAUAUUCGAGGGUUGGUGUGUUGGGUUUCGAGCUCGUCCGGAGGAAGAAAUUCGCAAGGUGUGGGAGCAUGCUGUGCAACAGUGUAAACAGGAUUUAGUGGGGUACAGGGGUCGACUGGGAUAUGUUAGGUUUGAAGAUGUAAAGGUGAUCAAUGAUGCGCUGAGGGGCUAUGAUGCUUUUACUGAUCAGCUAGAUGCUUUUAUACACAUUGAUGCUGAGGAUACCCAUUUCGUAUAUGACUGGCGCCAGGAGCAAGAGCAAAACCUGAUUGCGGCGAAGGGGUCGGGAAUGACAGUUGAGCAAGUUAAUAAGUUUGUUGAUGGAUACUAUCCCUCGUACGAACUUUUCACGAAAACCCUUCGCAAAGGGGUAUUCGCACCCAGACAAAAGCCUGGCCAGCUUGAGUCGUCUGAUGAUUCGUGGAGAGAUAGGCAGUUACGGCUGAUUGAUAUUGGGGCCAGAGGGGAAGCAAGGUGCCAACGAGAAACCGGCUCCACUUUCGUCAUUAAUGUGCUGAUUGAAGCUGACCGUGUCAUAAACCUGCGAGACGAGCCGGAAGUCAUCAAUACGCUAUCCGAAAGUGGCUCUGUGCCAUGGCUCACUCUGCCCGGGAAUGAUCCAGUGAAGGAGGAGUAUUAUGCCAUAGAGCAGGAGUGGCCGGAAGAGAGCCUUAUGCGGCGAAAAGCAUAUAUGCCGCUGGUGGAGGAACGCAAGCAGGAGGGGCGCCUUGGGAAAGCCUUUUAG
Molecule: messenger RNA, 1227 nt
Organism: Paracoccidioides lutzii Pb01
Exons: 8
Coding region: 1-1227 (408 amino acids)
Cellular component (GO): cytoplasm
Source: RefSeq, a predicted model, not a curated record